CCUCCUCUCGCUGUCUUCGUUGGCGGAGGAGGGCCACACGUAUUCGGGGAUGAAGGGGGGCCUCACGCUGACCACGAAAGCCGGGGGGGAGGUGUGGUUCCCCCGGACUGGAAAGCUGCUGACCCAACGAGGCGAUCAAAUAAAGCCAACGCUACACACCACCUGUGCAGCACUCAUUGUUCCUGGCGAUGCGAAAGCAUCCACCCCCACUGACCUCAACGAGUACGACCUCGCGCACGGCCAUGCCCACGAGAUAUUGCUCAGGAUCACGGUGGAGAAGCAGGGAGUGCAGCUGACGGAUGGACCGCUGCUACCCUGUCUUGGCUGUUCGAUGUCCAAGGGACAGGUGAAACCCGUCCAGAAGAGCACGAGCACACGCGCACUGCUACCUCUCGCAGAUGACGAGGAGGGCGGGGAGGGCGAGAGCAGAGCGGAUGCAUCACGCCAAGGUUGGGGGGGGGAGAGAGACUCAGAGAGCGAGUCCGACCUCGACGUGAUGGAGGCUCGUGGGCCAGGGCAAGCGACGCCGUUUGUGCCCGAGGAGGCGCCGACGGCACCCGGCAACGGGAUUCGGAGGCAGCGUUCCCCCGUCACCCCUUUCGGGAAGGGGCGACUUCGGCGGAGUGACGCCGGCGGUGCUGGCGGCUCGGGCGGCGAAGAGCCCGGCGACCCAGGUGGGGACGGCGGUAGCGGUGGUGAUCCCGGCGACUCCGAGAACCUCGAGGAGUUGAAGUAUGAUCCAGCCGACGACCGCUACCCCCGCGGGCUAGAAGGGAAGAAACUCCUCUGGGGCGCCUCGAACGCUGGCCCGCUGCGCCAUGGGCUUGAGAGUGGCCGCACGCGGAAGCAGACCCGGGAGAUGCAAGGUGCCGGGGAGAUGCCGGGGCCCGGAGAAACACCGGACCCGGAAGAAGAACUGCUGGCGACCAUCCUGGAAACUGGCGGGACGGGGAUUGUUGAGGACUACAUCUGCAACUCGCUUGUGAAGGAGCAGUGGGACGAGGAGCAGACACGCCGAAAGGAGGAGGAGAUGUACAGGCGCGAGAUGCAGGAGGUUCAAGUGGGUUGGACGACGAAUGAGAAGGGCCUGAUAGUCGACUUCAAGGCCCGUAUGGUUGCGCGGGGUUUCUCUCAAAUCCCCGGCAUCGACUUCCACCAUUCAUCCUCAGCGUUCCCGUCUGCAGCGUCUAUCAAGACGGUGAUUGCCGUAGCCACUGAAAAGGGCAAGAAACUCGCGCACUGGGAUGUGAAGCAAGCGUACAUCCACGCUAAGAUAAAAGAAGAAAUAUACCUCAGGUUCCCGGAAGGCUGUGGUAGCAUGUCCGGCAAGGUGGUCAAGGUUGAGCGUGCCCUGUAUGGCCUACAGCGAGGAGCAAGCACAUCGACGUGCGGUUCCAUUUCAUUCGCGAGCUCUUCAACUCGGGCAAGAUCACUGCAGAGUAUGUUCCGACUGGAGAGCAGCACGCCGACAUGCUGA
Ectocarpus sp. CCAP 1310/34 is the source of this 1477-nucleotide messenger RNA. The record is from the annotation of a GenBank genome assembly. Lineage: Eukaryota; Phaeophyceae; Ectocarpales; Ectocarpaceae.